Molecule: messenger RNA, 978 nt
Organism: Talaromyces amestolkiae
Lineage: Eukaryota; Fungi; Ascomycota; Eurotiomycetes; Eurotiales; Trichocomaceae
Exons: 1
Coding region: 1-978 (325 amino acids)
Source: RefSeq, a predicted model, not a curated record
AUGGAUACCGAGACAUCACCAUAUCUAGACAGCCUCCAAAACGACGGCUUCGUCAUCAUCCCAUCUCUCCUACACCCCUCAGAAAUCAACACUCUUCGUGAAGCAGCAACAAAAGCCACAGCUCUCACAAGAUCCGGUCAAUGGCCUUUUUUCCGUACAGUACCUAAACAGUUUCCACCUUGGCCGAAAGAUGUCCCUCCUGCUUCUGAGGGCGGAAUAUGGGGUGUGCAACAUUUACUGCACCCGGAUAUGACUGGCCGCAACGAGUUUGCGAAACUCUAUUUCUCGGAGAAGGUGCUCGGUAUAGUCGAGGAGUUGCUAGGCGUGAAAUACACGGGAAAAGAGGAAGAGGAAGAAGAAGAGACCCUAGUGAUGGAACUCCUCAACCUCCUCGUCGCCCCGGAACGAAAAGACUUUGAACUUCGCUGGCACCGCGACGACAUCCCUUCCACAGUCACCCCCGACGAAGAAAUAAGACUCCUUGAAUCCAAAAGUCCUCAAGGUCGUCAAUCACAUGCCCAGUACAAUCUGGCUUUAUGUCCCGAUACGUCACUAAUAGUCAUCCCGGGUUCCCAUCGACGAAUACGAACAGAAACAGAGCAAAACGCUGAUCCGUAUGAAGCGUACUUACCGGGUCAGAUAACCGUAAAACUUGAGCCGGGCGAUGCGGUGUUCUACGAUUCGAAUAUCUUGCAUAGAGGCGUGUAUAAACCGAAGCCUGAAGGUGGGAAGGAAACGAGGCUCACGUUGCAUGGCAGUGUUGGUUUGAAAGAAAACACCAGCGCGACAGAUGGAGAUGACAAAUCUGCGGACAGGGCGAAAGUUAGGGCUACUGCUGUUUUACAGCAUAGUGUCGGAAUGUGGAUUGACAGGGAUGAUGCGGAUUUGUCGUAUAUAAGUGAGCGAGCGGAGAGGAUGAGGAGGAAUCUAAUUGCUAUGGGGCGAGGGGAGGAUGUAGGAUAUUCCUUGGAAGGGUGA